AUGAAUGUAAUUAAAGAUAUUGAUGUCAAAGCUAUAAUUAUUGGAAUAAUUAUCACAACUACAAUAAAUAUAAUCGAUGGUGAUGUAGUCAGUGAAAUACCAAGAACGGUGUACCAAAAAGACAGUCCUGGAUAUAAGGACAUCAUAGAACCAGAACCACUGCCAGUUUUACACGCGAAUGAUAGUAAAUGCCGAAUAUCUGAGUAUCAGUGUUUUAAUAAGAAAUGUAUACCGAUUAAUCGAUUUUGUGACGGCAGCAACGAUUGUGGCGACGCGUCGGAUGAACCGAGACAUUGUACACGCUGCAACAAAACAUAUUACGGCGAUAUCGGACGUACAUACGAGCUUGAGCUUCACAGACCAAGGGAAGACCUCGUCCCUUAUGUGUGCCUGCUUACAAUAACUGCUGCUGGUGGCAUACAUGGGGAUUUAGUACAGGGCUUUGUCGGUUUGUUUAAUCAUUCACCUUAUCAUAACGAUUACAAUAUUGUUGAAUAUAACAAUGUUAAUACUAAUAGUACGUUUGAAUUAAAC
Messenger RNA from Brenthis ino (lesser marbled fritillary), 534 nucleotides. Lineage: Eukaryota; Metazoa; Arthropoda; Insecta; Lepidoptera; Nymphalidae. The record is from the annotation of a GenBank genome assembly.